AAAAUGACAAAAAUUCUUUCUGCAUUUCUGCAGCUUCCAAUGGCUGAUGAUAUUGACUUAGAGCCUAUAGCUUUGAUGACUGAAGGCUUCAGUGGAGCUGAUCUUCAAGCUCUUCUCUCAGAUGCGCAACUUGCAGCUGUACACGAGUAUCUGAACAGAGAAGAUAAACCUGAGACCGGAACUACGCCAAUAAUAACCGAUCCUCUUUUGAAGUCGAUCGCUUCUAAAACUAAACCAUCAGUUUCCGAAACCGAGAAACAAAAGCUCUAUGACAUAUAUAGCCAGUUUCUGGAUUCAAGAAAAUCGACAAGAGAAGCAAAGGGCAAAAGGGCAACCUUAGCAUAAUCAAAGGUAUUACAAAGACAAAAAAGAAUGGUUACAUUGUAGAAAUUACAUGAUGUAAAAUUUUCUUUAUGCUCAGUGUUAGCAUUAUAGUAAAAAAAAAAAAAAUGGUUGAGGUUUGGAAUAAAGAUAGUUAGAGAGCCAUAUGGUAAGUUCUACAAGAUUCAAACGACUAUAAAAACCUCUACAGUAAUAAGAUUCAUAAAUUUGUUUUGGUUGUUUUGGAAUUUUAGAAGCU
This is a messenger RNA of Arabidopsis lyrata subsp. lyrata, 580 nucleotides long. RefSeq names its product peroxisome biogenesis protein 1. Bases 4 to 345 code for a protein of 113 amino acids. Lineage: Eukaryota; Viridiplantae; Streptophyta; Magnoliopsida; Brassicales; Brassicaceae. The transcript is spliced from 2 exons. The record is from RefSeq and is a predicted model, not a curated record.